GUUUGUGUGUCACUCAAGACUGUAAAACCAGAACCCGCGUAGUCUCGAAGAAGCUAGAAUCUUCAGACUUUCAAAAGCAGAAGAAGAAGUGAACUUUGAGGGAGCGAAGAGGAGCUGAUUUAGGCGACAUUAAGUCAUGGCUGGAGAGCCAGCGGCAGAAAUCCACCUACUCAGAAGUCAGAAGGCCAAGCUAAUAGAAAUUCUAAGCAGCGAUGCCGACUUUGUACUGCAACAUGCAGACUCUCGUGGUCUGCUGUCUCUUCAUGGCUACCAGCAGGUGAAAGCUUGCCGUAAUCCUAGCGAGAAGGUGACAGACCUUCUGGAUCAUAUCAUCCAGAGAGGACCUGAAGCAGCACAGGGUCUACUGAAACUACUGAAGGACCAGGCCCUGCAGGAAACCUUCCCACAGCUCCAUUUUAUUAAGGAUCUGCAAGUCAGCACACUGUCUUCAGAAACAACAAAAAGAAAACAAGCUCCUGAAUUACAAGAGACCAUUCCAGCCAAGAAGAUCUACAACAAUGGCUCUUACUUAGUGACAGAGAAGCAGUUAAUGACCGUGGCUCGUGCCAUUGGCAGAAGUUGGCGUGAGAUUGGCAGACUGGCUCUGGACAUCUCCACUGUGAAGCUGGAGCAGAUUGAGGAAGACCACGCUCACCAUGUGGAACGAGUAUUCGCCAUGCUACGCUGCUGGCGUAUCUGCCAGAGGGAAAAAGCCACCGCAGCUCACCUGCACUCCCUGCUCAGUCAGGAAGACAUGGCACUGCCACCUGAAACAAUUGACUUUCUGUUGUCUGACUGAGGCCUUCGCUGUCUGGGACCUGCUGAGACUGAAACCCUUUCGAAGGGGAUUGUGUUUUUCUUUCCUGGAAAUUAGUGUAUUUCUCAUCACACUGACUGACUGUCAUUCCAUGUCAGGUAAAAGCAACACUUGGAGAUUAUUUUAUGGGCUCAAACGAGAGUCUUCCAUGUUUUUCAUAAGCUUCAGCACCACUGAGCAAGAGGUUCAAGGAUGAUCUGCUGCUUUAUUAUGACAUUGCAGCCUGUUUUAAUCAUAAUAUUAUUAACUUUAACAUUUUAUUAAUGUUAACAUUUCUUUUUGUUUCCUGAAAUUUCUUUGAAAAAGGUGUUCAUAUUUUCUGUUGAUGCUGUCUGUAGUAGGACUUUUAAUUCUCCUUCCAGUUAAGGAAAUUAGGAAAACAACUGAGCAGGGCUCAUUUAAUUUUAAUGUAAAUACACUGGGGCAUUUAAAGAGCUGGAUAAAGUCAUUUUUCUAUCUUAUGAUUUGUUUAUGAUUAUUGAUUCUGUCUGCACAACAUUUAAUAAAUGUUCAGUUUGGCUCUGGAUGAACAGACCAGGUUGAAACAGUCACACAG
Molecule: messenger RNA, 1373 nt
Organism: Toxotes jaculatrix (banded archerfish)
Lineage: Eukaryota; Metazoa; Chordata; Actinopteri; Toxotidae
Exons: 4
Coding region: 137-799 (220 amino acids)
Biological process (GO): regulation of apoptotic process; signal transduction
Molecular function (GO): protein binding
Source: RefSeq, a predicted model, not a curated record